Molecule: messenger RNA, 840 nt
Organism: Adineta steineri
Lineage: Eukaryota; Metazoa; Rotifera; Eurotatoria; Adinetida; Adinetidae
Source: the annotation of a GenBank genome assembly
AUGAAAAAUAAAAAAAUAGUUAGUCGUCCUAUGCGACCAUUGAUUGUUCCAAAACAACGCUUAGCAAACUUUGUGGAUUUGCGUCAAUGGAUGCCACCUAUUGAUAAUCAACAAGAUAUGAAAACUUGGUAUAGAUUAAUUGAUUCAUUAUAUAGCUAUGUUUAUUUAUUUGAUUAUAGUUGUGCUAGUGCAUUUGCAGGAAUUUGCAAUUAUUUAUUUAAACGUUCAAUGGGUCGUCAGAGUAAUGUAUCUCGUUUAUUUAUUUAUUAUAAUGGUCGAAUGAUUCAACAACGUACAUUAGAAGUUGAAGAUAGAGGAGUUUUUCCAAAAAAUAUUGCUUUAGGCUUAAGAAAAUAUGGAGUUUGUGAAGAAAAAUAUUGGCCAUAUGAAAAACAUUUAUUAAAUGAAUUACCACCAGAUUCGGUAUAUGAACGUGCAAGUCGCUAUACUGUUAUCCCACUUCAUAUGAUAUGUGAUAUAAACGCUAUUGAAAUAUGUUUACAUAAUCAGUUACCAGUUCUUAUUGGUAUUAGAUUAAUUCAACAAAAUAUUCAACGUAAUGGUGGUUAUUUACAGGUUCCUGCUGAUCUAAAUGAUUCAUUAAUUAAAAAAACUGGUAUGCAUGGUAUUAUAAUUGUUGGAUAUAAUAGAAAAACACAAUAUUUUAUUUGUAGAAAUUCUUAUGGAGAAAACUGGGGAUAUCAUGGUUAUUUUUAUCUACCAUAUGAGUAUCUAACUCAUCCUCGUCUUAUUGAUUAUAUGCGUGGUUUAUGGUCGAUUUUAAAAAUAAUACCACGUACAACUACAUUACCUACUGUACGUCGAUUAGUUGUAUCUUAA